This is a messenger RNA of Magallana angulata, 3344 nucleotides long. RefSeq lists its product as uncharacterized. The coding region runs from base 185 to 1612 and encodes 475 amino acids. The record is from RefSeq and is a predicted model, not a curated record. The transcript is spliced from 5 exons. Lineage: Eukaryota; Metazoa; Mollusca; Bivalvia; Ostreida; Ostreidae. Gene Ontology annotation, biological process: spliceosomal tri-snRNP complex assembly.
GUAUGAUAACAAAAUCGCAUGUAUUCACAUUAUCUAAAUCGAAAAUCUUACUAGUCAUAUACUCUAUUAUCAAUUUUGUGUCAUCUCCGAUAGCUUAAUUGAAUGUUUAUUAACAUUUAUUAAGGCACCUUACUUUAGUGUAUUUACAGAUAGUCCCAUUAUCUCCAUGAGCUGAAGCACUGCAAUGGAUCAAGAAACGGCGCAGAUUCUUUUCCGCGAAGGGGCAACUAUGGUGUGCCUUGAUGUCCCUGAAGGCACGGAAUUUGGGUUUGAUUACUCUUCUUGGACGGCUGGACCUCUGUUUAAGGGAGUAAAAAUGAUCCCCCCAGGAAUCCACUUUGUAUAUUACAGUGCUAGAAACAAACAAACAGAUGAAGUUGGACCAAGAACUGGAACAUUUAUUAAUUUUGAACAAAAAAGUGUGGUGGUUCGCAAGUGGAAUCCAAUUGCAGAAGAACUGACAGAAGAUGGUAUUAGUGCAGAUGAUGUCCAACGUAUACAGGACAAUCUUAAGGAUCUAGACAGAUUUCUUGGGCCAUACCCUUAUGAAGGAAAUGGGGGAAAACUACACACAAAUGAACAAUGGACAUACAACGGACAGUUACUAGAUAUUGUCGAAAGCUUUACUUACCUUGGUGUCAUAUUUAAGUACAAUUGUAAAUUCUUAGAAACAGAAAAAAAGUUGGCUGAACAAGGACAAAAGUGUCUUUAUACCAUGCUUUCUAGAACAAAAUAUUUGUAUUUGAAUAACGAAACAAUGUUGGCAUUGUUCGAAACAUACGUAAAAAGCAUUUUAUGUUAUGGUUGUGAAGUCUGGGGAUCACACAAGGCAAAUGAUAUUGACAAAGUUUUUAUGAAGUUUUGUAAGCGUUUAUUAGGAGUGAAAGCAAAUUGUAAUAAUGCUAUGGUUUACAUUGAAUUGGGAUGUAUCCCAUUAAGGUGUGUGAGAAUUAUUAGAAUGAUAAAGUACUGGUUUAAAAUACUUGGAACCACAAACUGUAUAUUAAAAUCCUGUUACGUAAAUCUUACCAUAGACUGUAAAGCCAAAAGGUCAUGCUCCAAUUGGGCAGCAUUUAUUAGAUCAGAAUUGUAUAGUAUUGGUCUUGGUGAAUUAUGGGAACACCAAGAAUACCUUGUGUUCCAAAAACAUUUUUCAAUUAUAAAGAAAAGAAUAAUAGAUGUUCAUUGUCAGGAAUUGUAUGCUGUUAUCAAUAACUCUCAAAAAUGUUAUAUUUUUUCACAUUUGAUAGAUAAUUUUUGCAUGCAGUCUUAUUUACUCAAACCUAUACCUAAGAAAUUUAGAAGAUGUAUUACAAAGUAUAGAUUAGAAUCUCAUUCAUUAGCAGUUGAGUCUGGAAGGUAUAAAAACGUUGCCAGAAAUGAAAGAAAAUGUAUUUUUUGUAAUCACAACGACAUUGAAGAUGUUUUUCACUUUGUGUUAAAAUGCCCACUUUACAAUUCACUAAGAUCAAGAUACAUUAAGAAUUAUUAUGUUAAAAAACCAUCUGUGUUCAAACUUGUUCAGUUAUUAAGUUCAAACAAUACCAAAGAGUUAUGUAACCUUGGUAAAUAUCUUCACUAUGCAACUAUGUUCAGAAAUUCAUUGCUCUAGUUAAAAUUAUACAAUUUUUAGCUCACCGAGACGAAGUCAAGGAGAGCUUAUGCUAUACCCUCGGCGUCGGCGUCCGGACCUGGUUAAAGUUUUUGUUGCAGGUCCUGUAUCUAAGCUAUUACUUGUCCUAUCUUCACCAAACUUGCAUGGAUGAUGCAUCUGGACCUACUUAUGGACUUAAAAGACUUGGAUGCUGAAUCUGGGUCCUAAAUUUCAGAUGCUGGAGGAGGUUAAGGUUGUUGGACCAGGUUCAAGUUUUUGUUGCAGGUGCCCUUUGAUAGCAGUAUCUUAGUUACUGCUGGUCUGUACUUCACCAAACUUGCAUGGAUGGUGUGCCUUAUGAUACUGAUGCACCAGACAGGCUUGAGUGCUGAAUCUGAGCUAUAAGUUUCGGAUGCUGGAGGAGGUUAAGGUUUUUGGAGCAGGUUAAAGUUUUUGUUGCUGGUGCCCAUUGAUAGCAAUAUCUAAGUUACUACUGGUCCUAACUUCACCAAACUUGUAUGGAUGAUGCGUCUUAUGAUACUGAUGCACCUGACAAGCUUGAAUGCUGAAUCUGAGCAAUAGGUUUCGGAUGCUGGAAGGGGUUAAGGUUUUUAGAGCUGGUUAAAGUUUUUGUUGCAGGUGCCCUCUGAUGAUUAUAUCUUAGUUACUACUGGUCCUAACUUCACCAAACUUGUAUGGAUGGUGCGUCUUAUGAUACUGAUGCACCUGACAAGCUUGAAUGCUGAAUCUGAGCAAUAGGUUUCGGAUGCUGGAGGAUGUUAAGGUUUUAAGAGCUGGUUAGAUAAAGUUUUUGAAACAGGUGCCCUCUGAUGAUGAUAUCUUAGUUAUUACUUGUCCUUACUUCACCAGACUUCCAUGGAUGGUGUGUCUUAUGAUACUGAUGCACCUGACAGGCUUGAAUGCAUAGUCUGGUUUCGGAUGCUGGAUAAAGUUAAGUUUUUAGGAACAGGUCACAUGUUUAAUAGAUGAUAGUACUAUUUCAAACUUGCAUAGUUGAUUUAACUGUAAUAUGAAUGAAUCGCAGAGGUAGCUUCAGAUGCAGAGCUUGAUCUCCAUUAUCAAGGAUGCUAAAAAAUAAAUCUUAGUUAUUACUGGUCCUAACUUCACCAAACUUGAAUGGAUGGUGUGUCUUAUGAUACAGAUGCACCUGACAGGCAUGGAUGCUGAAUCUGAGCCAUAGGUUGCGGAUGCUGGAGGAAGUUAAGGUUUUAAUUGCUAGUGCCCUCUGAUGAUGAUAUCUUAGUUAUUACUGGUCCAAACUUCACCAAAAUUGCAUGGAUGAUGCGUCUUAUGAUACAAAUGCACCUGAUGGGCUUGAAUGCUGAAUCUGAGCCAUAGGUUUCGAAUGCUGGAUGAGGUUGAGUUUUUUGGAACAGGUCACAUGUUUUAUAGAUGAUAGCUUGCAUAGUUGAUUUAACUUUAUUAUAAAUUAAAUGCAGAGGUUGCUUCAGAAGCAGAGCCUGAUCUUCAUUAUCAAGGAUGCUAAAGAAAUCUCCUACCUCACUCAAACCAGCUCGAUAGAUAGAUGUGUUUGUUGAUAAAUGAUAUAACAUGAUUCCUAUGAUAAAGUAUUGUAUGAUAUGAAACAAUAUUGUUUGAUAUGAUACAAUAUGAUAUCAUAUGUUAUAUUAUAAAAAGUCAUACGAUACGAUAUGAUAUUGUAUCAAUUUUUUUGAUAUUUUAUGAUAUGCUUAUGUAUCAUGAUAUUGUUAUGUAUAGUAUUGUAUAU